Molecule: messenger RNA, 861 nt
Organism: Rhizophagus irregularis DAOM 181602=DAOM 197198
Lineage: Eukaryota; Fungi; Glomeromycota; Glomeromycetes; Glomerales; Glomeraceae
Biological process (GO): tRNA processing
Molecular function (GO): flavin adenine dinucleotide binding; tRNA dihydrouridine synthase activity
Source: RefSeq, a predicted model, not a curated record
AUGGUCAGAUAUAGUAAAUUACCUUUUCGUGAAUUAGUUCGUGGAUAUAAUGUAGAUUUAACAUAUACACCAAUGAUAUUAGCAAAAGAAUUUAAAAAUUCAAAUACAGCAAGAAAUUGUGAAUUUACUACUAGUGAGAGUGAUAAACCUCUAAUAAUACAAUUUGCAAGUAAUAACAAUAUUGAUCUAUUAAAAGCUGCUGAAUUAAUUGCCAAUUAUGUUGAUGGAAUAGAUGUCAAUUGUGGAUGUCCACAAAAAUGGGCUAUAAACGAAGGAAUUGGAGCAUAUUUAAUGGAAAAACCUGAACUUGUAUGUGAUAUGAUUAAAACUAUUAAAAUGAAUAUACCAAAAUUACCUUGCUCAAUUAAAAUUAGAAUUCAUGAUGAUAUGAGGAAGACCAUAGAAUUUGUAAAAAGAGCAGAAUCAAUAGGAGUAGAUUUUAUAACAGUACAUGGACGUACGCGUCGACAAAAAUCAACCGAACUAGUUAAUUUAAAUGCAAUAAAAUUAAUUAAAGAAAAUUUAAAAAUCCCUGUUAUUGCCAAUGGUAAUAUAUUUACUUUAAAUGAUGCUGAGAAUAUUUAUCAGCAAACUGGUGUAAAUGGUGUAAUGUCUGCUAGAGGUUUAUUAAAUAAUCCUGCUUUAUUUGCUGGUUAUGAUUUUACUCCUUGGGACUGUAUUGAAAAUUUUGUUAGACUAUCAAUUGCCUACGGAACAAAUCAUUUUAUAUUUCAUCAUCAUCUAAUGUAUAUGCUUGAGGAUGUUAUGAGCAAUGCGGAGAAAAAGUCUUUUAAUACAUUGACUAGCAUUCCUGCAAUUAUAGAUCAUCUAGAAGAACAUUAUGGAUUACAACCAGAAUAA